GUGGCGCGAGAGACGCAACGCGCGGCGUUUGAUCGCGCGCUGUCGCUCGGGAACAACGUCGUGCCGCUGUAUCGAAGGAUUUUUGACGAUCAGCUGACGCCCAUCCUGGCGUAUCGACUGCUCGUCAAGGAGGACGAGCGCGAGGCGCCGAGCUUUUUGCUCGAGUCCGUCGUCGGUGGGACGCAGAUUGGACGCUAUUCGUUCCUCGGACGACGACCGGUGAUGGAGGUGACGGCGAAGGAUUACGAGGUGACGGUGACGCGACACGAGGGCGGGGGGGCGGCGAGCGAGACGACGACGGAGCGGGAUCCGAUGGAGGUGAUGAAGCGAAUCGGGGAGAGCUGGCGAGCGUGUAAGACGCCCGGGUUACCGGAUUGCUUCGCGGGUGGAUGGGUCGGGUUCACGGGGUACGACACGGUGAGAUAUCAGUAUCAAAGCAAGCUCGGUUUCGAAGGCGCGCCGAAGGACGAUAGGUCGCUGCCGGAUAUUCAUCUCGGAUUGUAUAAGGAUGUUGUGGUGUUCGAUAACGCCACAAAACAGCUCUAUGCGGUACACUGGGUGAUGGUUGACGAAUACUCGAGCGCCGACGAGGCGUACACAACGGGUAUGGACGCUUUGGACGCGAUGAUAGACGACUUGCAGCCGUCCAAGUCCCCGCCGAUGAAGCAAGGAUACGUCAACUUGGAGCUAAAUCAGCGACCGAGCGAACCAAAAGAUAGCACGAUGACCAAGGAUGAGUUUUUGGGGGCGGUAGCGGCGACGAAGGAGCAUAUCAAAGCGGGUGACAUCUUCCAACUCGUUCUCAGCCAUAGAUUUCAACGGAAGACGUCCGUGGACCCGUUCGAAGUGUACCGAGCUUUGCGAGUCGUCAACCCGUCGCCGUACAUGAUUUAUUACCAGGGUCGAGACUGCAUCCUAGUCGCAUCGAGCCCUGAAAUCUUGUGCCGCGUCGACAAGGCGCGCACGGUGGUGAACCGUCCGCUAGCGGGAACGCGCAUGCGAGGGAAGACGCCUGAAGAAGACGAGGCGCUCGAGGUGGAUCUCCUAGCGGAUGAAAAGGAGCGCGCCGAGCACGUUAUGCUCGUCGAUCUUGGGCGAAAUGACGUCGGUCGCGUAUCCAAGGCUGGUACGGUCAAAGUCGAGAAGCUCAUGGAAAUUGAACGCUAUUCUCACGUGAUGCACAUUUCCUCUACUGUGACGGGUAACUUAGUAGACGACCUCGGCCCGUGGGACGUGCUCCGUGCAGCGUUGCCCGCGGGCACAGUCAGCGGCGCGCCGAAGGUCCGCGCGAUGCAGAUUAUCGACAACUUAGAGGUGACGCGUCGCGGUCCGUACGGUGGUGGCAUCGGCUACGUAGGCUUCACCGGCGAGAUGGACAUGGCGCUCGCGUUGCGCACCAUGGUCGUUCCGACUCGCCAGGCCAAAGAAACUAACGGUUCGCGCGAGUGGAUGAUUCACCUUCAAGCUGGCGCUGGGAUCGUCGCGGAUUCCAAUCCAGAGAGUGAGUAUCAAGAGACUGUCAACAAGGCGGCGGCGCUCGGUAGAGCCAUCGACCUCGCGGAGAGCGCGUUUACGGAUUGA
This is a messenger RNA of Ostreococcus lucimarinus CCE9901, 1581 nucleotides long. RefSeq lists its product with no specific name. The record is from RefSeq and is a predicted model, not a curated record. The transcript has a single exon. Gene Ontology annotation, molecular function: anthranilate synthase activity. Lineage: Eukaryota; Viridiplantae; Chlorophyta; Mamiellophyceae; Mamiellales; Bathycoccaceae. Gene Ontology annotation, biological process: L-tryptophan biosynthetic process. The annotation marks the transcript as partial.